AAGCUUGGUAUUGUUGCCGUGAGUAAUGCUUUGCCACAAGACAUUACAUGUUUGGCCGCAGAUCGGAUGUUGGUUUUUGCUUCAUAUGAGAAUGUUUUCCAUGCUCUUGCCAGGAACAAAGAGGUAGUUCAUACCUAUGAAGGUCACAAGGGAAGGAUACACCUUCUACUGCCUUUUGGUGACCAUGUCAUCUCUGUGGAUACUGCUAAUGUUCUUAUUGUUUGGGAUGUACAAUCAGAAGAGGAAUAUCUUCGACUGGAUUUUGAUAAGGCUGUUUUUGCAGUUUCUGCAAUCCUGCAUCCAAGCACCUAUUUGAAUAAAAUUCUCCUUGGUAGUGAACAAGGGAGCUUGCAGCUGUGGAAUAUAAGAUCCAAUAAACUCCUAUACUCAUUUGCAGGAUGGGGCUUAGGAGUCACGACUCUUCAACAAGCCCCAGCAGUGGAUGUUGUUGCAGUGGGUCUGGUAUCUGGUCACAUCAUUGUACAUAAUAUUAAGUUCGAUGAAACUCUGAUGAAAUUUCAGCAAGACUGGGGUCCCAUCACAGCAAUAUCUUUUCGGACAGAUGGACACCCAGUAAUGGCAGCUGGUAGCCCUGUUGGACACAUUGCCCUAUGGGACCUAGAGGAGAAGAAAAUAAUUAGUCAGAUGCGAAAUGCCCAUUCCACAGCAGUAGCUGGUAUGUCGUUUGUCCCCGGGGAGCCGCUUCUUAUUACUAAUGGUGCUGAUAAUGCCAUAAGGGUGUGGAUUUUUGAUGGACCUGGUGGAACUGGUCGUCUGCUGAGGAGCCGAAUGGGACAUAGUGCACCUCCAACAAAAAUCAGAUACCAUGGGCAAAAUGGAGAGCAAAUUCUUAGUGCAGGUCAAGAUGGAACAUUACAGUCAUUUUCAACAGUGCAUGAAAGAUUCAAUAAAAGUUUAGGACGUGGUUCAAUUAAUAAAAAGAAAUCAAAAAGGAAAGGUCUUAAGAAUGAUACAAUGGCACUUCCACCCAUUACAGCCUUUGCUUCAGAAAUAGCACAUCAGAAUGACUGGGAUGGUAUCAUUGCCUGCCAUCAAGGGUAUAUAACCUGUACAACGUGGAACUAUCAGAGAUGUUCUAUGGGAGCUCAUAAACUGAUGCCGGAGGAAUUUAGCAAUUAUAAGCCUCUUGAUAUAUAUGCAACAGCAGUUGAUAUUACCACAUGUGGAAACUUUGCUGUAAUUGGGAUGUCAACGGGGCAGGUAGAUGUGUAUAAUAUGCAGUCUGGCCUUCACAGAGGGUGUUACGGCAAGGAAAGAGCACAUGAAGGGGCUGUUAGAGGGGUGGCAGUAGAUGGAUUAAACCAACUGACAAUCACAGCUGGAAAAGAAGGAUUAGUUAAAUUUUGGAAAUUCAAAACUAAAGACCUGGUUCACUCCACUGAUCUUUCUUCUCCUCCAAGUGGAAUUCUGCUUCAUAGAGAUAGCGGUAUUCUGGGAAUUGCCUCUGAUGACUUCAGUAUUAGUAUUUUGGAUAUAGAAACCAGGAAGAUUGUCAGGAGAUUCUCAGGACACCAUGGACAAAUUAACGACAUGACAUUCAGUCCUGAUGGUCGUUGGCUAAUAACCUCAUCAAUGGAUUGUACCAUAAAGACUUGGGACCUUCCUUCUGGAUGCCUCAUAGAUUGCUUUUUGGUAGACUCUGCAGCUGUGAGCAUUACUAUGUCACCUACAGGAGAUUUUCUAGCUUCGGCACAUGUGGAUGAGCUUGGAAUUUAUUUGUGGUCAAAUCGUUCUCUGUAUUCGCUUGUCUCUUUACGGCCCCUUCCAGCAGAUUAUGAACCUGCUACAGUAAUGCUUCCUGGAACGAGACCUGUGCAAGAUGAAGAAGCAGGAGAUGAAGAAACAUUUGAUAAAAUGAUAGAAUAUGAUUCACCUGAGCAGCUGGGGGAGCAGCUGGUAACCCUCUCCUUAUUACCUGAGUCACGGUGGAAGAAUCUCCUCAAUCUUGAUAUCAUCAAGAAAAAAAAUAAGCCAAAAGAGCCACCGAAAGUUCCCAAAUCUGCUCCCUUCUUCAUCCCAACCAUUCCUGGUCUUAUACCACGGUAUGCUACUCCAGAACAAGAAAAUGAUAUUCAGUCAAAGGUAGUAAACCUGGGAGUACUGGCACAGAAAUCUGAUUUCUGCAUUCAUCUUGAAGAAGCCCUGAGCACUAAUGAGUAUACAGCUCCACUUAAUUUACUGAAAGACCUGGGACCGUCCAACAUUGAGGUAGAACUCAGGGGCCUGGCCCCGGAAGGCGGCGGCUCUGUGGAGGUGAUGCUGAGUUUCUUGAGGAUGAUCGGCAUGAUGCUGACCAAGAAGUACAACUUUGAACUUGCUCAAGCAUAUCUUGCACUGUUUUUAAAGUUGCAUCUUAAGAUCCUCUCAUCAGAGCCAAAGCUGCUAGAAGAAAUAUCCAGAUUGUCAACACAGCUUGAGGAAACUUGGAUUCAUUUACGGACUCUUUUCAAUCAGAGUCUGUGUGUGUUAAAAUAUGUGAAAAGUGCAUUGCUGUAAAAUACAUUUUCUAAGCAUUUUCCCUGCAUUGAAAUCUCCUU
Messenger RNA from Tinamus guttatus (white-throated tinamou), 2558 nucleotides. Lineage: Eukaryota; Metazoa; Chordata; Aves; Tinamiformes; Tinamidae. The record is from RefSeq and is a predicted model, not a curated record.